UCCUAGGAGACCAUACCCCCUUCCCACCAAGUAUUCCUACCAUAAUUAUAAGUCUUGCAUCUACGAGAUUUCCCUCCCCCCAAACCCCCAACCAUUCACUUAACAACCUCUCGCGCUUCCGACUCUACCAACCAGAUCACUGUUUCCCUGUAGAUCUUUCUGAAGCACUAAACCUCCCAGGAGUAUCAGCAACCUCACCUCUCCUCACUGACAGACGCCGUCAUGUCCCGCAACGUCUGUAUCACGGCGGCCGAAGGCCAGACCGGCUUCGCCAUCGCCGAGCUCCUCCUGUCGGAUCCUUUCUCCAGCAAGGUCGACUCGGUCACGGCCCUGACCAUGGACCCUUCCCACCCGAAGGCCAAGGAGCUCGUCGCCAUGAACGCCAAGGUCGUGCACCACGUCCCCGGCCGGGAGCGGGAAGUCGUCAAGACCCUCAAGGAGACUGGCUGUGACACCAUCUGCCUCAUCCCCCCCGCGCACGCGGAGAAGUUUGACAUCGCCGCCGAGCUCGUCAGGGCCGCUCAGAAGGCCGGCGUGAACAACGUUUGCCUCAUCAGCUCGGUUGGCUGCGACUACGCCGACCCGAAGAAGCAGCCUCGACUCCGCGAGUUCAUCGACCUCGAGGCUAUGACGCUGGCGACCAAGGGCGACCCGAACACGCCGCUUGGUCAUUCUCCCGUCGUUAUUCGGGCUGGAUUCUACGCCGAAAAUCUCUUGCUUUAUGCCCCGCAAGCGCAGACGGAGGGCGUCAUCCCGUUGCCCAUUGGAAAGGACCACAAGUUUGCUCCGGUGGCCUUGGGUGACAUUGCCCAAGUGGCAGCCCACGUUCUCACUGGCAAGGGCAAGCACGGAUUUGACGAUAAGCACCGCGGCCAGAUGAUGGUUGUCACCGGCCCUAUGCUCUGCACCGGCGAUGAGCUUGCUACGGCAGCAUCCAAAGUACUCGGCAAGCAGAUGCAGUACGAGGAUAUCUCCGAGUCUGAGGCCAGGAAGAUCCUUCGCGCGCAGUCGGAGAGCGAUCAGUCGGAACAGCAAUACCUUCUCGAGUACUACAGCCUUGUUCGGGAGGGCAAGACCAACUACAUCUCCACCUCGGCGUUCCACUACGUCACGGGCGAGAAGCCCACCGAGGUGGACGAGUUCUUCAAGAUGUACAUAGGCGAGUUCCAGACCGCUAAGCGGGUGAAACGCCACCAUUGAGUGGGAGCUGUGUACGGAUAAAAGACGAGGAGCGAAGUCGGACCGACACCGAGUGGCUAGUGACAAUAAGGCAGAAGGGCCGUUGCUGUGUGGCGUCCGUGUAAUAGCUUUCUAUAAUCCAGUCG
Messenger RNA from Sodiomyces alkalinus F11, 1325 nucleotides. Its product is annotated as NAD(P)-binding protein. The transcript has 5 exons. Lineage: Eukaryota; Fungi; Ascomycota; Sordariomycetes; Glomerellales; Plectosphaerellaceae. The record is from RefSeq and is a predicted model, not a curated record. Bases 223 to 1200 code for a protein of 325 amino acids.